GUGACUGCUUUCCUUUAAAACCGAGACAGGUUCAUUUUAUUCUGUUAUUCAAGGGUAGACUGGUUAGCUGUUGUAUGUAAAGUAGUAUGUCACGUCAUGUUAAGUUAGGUUAUGUUUAAACUAUAAAUUCUUGUGUUGGGUGUCUUACUUGAAACAAAAUAUUCAAUUAUUCUGAUGUUCUGGGAAAACCUUUUUCAUGUGGUUUGGCUUCUUAAAAUUUGUGAAUAGAUGGGCGUGGCUGCUGUUGUGCACCUUUAUGUCUUCCCAGCAGAACCUUACAAAAGGGGGGAGAGGUGUGUCCGUAAUGUAGCAGUGAUGACUGACUAUGCCUCGCUAGGAUCUCCACCAGACCCCGAGGAGGUUCGUGACUGUCAGCGCUCGACGAGAACAUGGCUGGGAGCUUAUGAGAGAGAAAAACCUAUGAAAUUUACCCAGAGUGUUCGGGACGUUGUUGUUGGAAGUGGUGAAAUUAUUGUCGAUGACAUGAUAUUUACAGUUUCUCAUGUGGUGGAGCCUGUUGAGAGGGGCAUUGCAAAGAUAAACAAAACCUUCCAUCAGAUAUCAGAAAAUGUGAAACGCCAUGAGCAGCGGACGCAAAUCGCCAAGGAUGAUUGUUACCUUGUUCCCUUGCGAUCACGAAUACCAGAAUUUUCUGACGUUCAUGAUAGUAUGGGUGAUGGAAGUUUCAGUGAUAGUGGCUUAUCCAGUGGAAAACGACAGUAUUCUCAAUUAAAAGCAGGAACCUCCAGAAGUAGAAGAUAGUGUUUUUUUAACAGUUCAGUGUAUAUAUAGUUACACACGAAUCGACGUGAAAUUUUAUACUACGUCGUUAUAUUUCGGUGAAAGUGCUGAAAUAUAAGUGUAUAUAUUUAACUUGAGGUGAUGGAUUGAGACACUGAAUAAUACCUGCUAUACGUGUAACAUAUCAUCAAGGUGUAUGCGUCAUGUGUAGUGCUCCUCGUAGAUGUUGAAGGAUUAUUAUAGGUUCCACUUCAAUUUUUUACAUUUAAUGAUAUGUUUGUUUUAGCUGGUC
Messenger RNA from Vigna umbellata (rice bean), 1033 nucleotides. The record is from RefSeq and is a predicted model, not a curated record. Lineage: Eukaryota; Viridiplantae; Streptophyta; Magnoliopsida; Fabales; Fabaceae.